Lingula anatina is the source of this 3891-nucleotide messenger RNA. RefSeq names its product DNA-directed RNA polymerase I subunit RPA2. The record is from RefSeq and is a predicted model, not a curated record. Gene Ontology annotation, cellular component: nucleus. Lineage: Eukaryota; Metazoa; Brachiopoda; Lingulata; Lingulida; Lingulidae. Gene Ontology annotation, molecular function: DNA-directed RNA polymerase activity; ribonucleoside binding; DNA binding. Gene Ontology annotation, biological process: DNA-templated transcription.
ACUAGAGGUGCGCGCACAUGUUGGUGGGAAGAGCUGAAGUCAGAGAUAAGGAUGUUUCAGGAGCCACAGACGUUCCAGCACCUCACAGAUCCAAAUUAUGGGCGUCCUGGGAAGGUGCAACACUUGCCUUUACAAGAGAUCACAAGACCCCACAUUGACUCCUUCAACUACAUGUUGAGAGAGGGACUGGUGAAGGCAGUACAGGAUAUUCCUCCCAUAGAGUUUGCAUUACCAAAUGGUCAGAAAAUAUCUCUGAAUAUUGUGGAAGCCCAUGUGUCCUCCCCUAAGAUAGAUCAAGGGAACCUGUAUGCACGGACCCUCGAUGUCUUUCCGUCAGAGUGCCGUGAGCGAGGGAUCACCUAUAGGGGGCGCCUCCAGGCCACUGUGCGCUGGUUUGUGGAUGGGCGACCUUCAGGAACGGAUGAGAGAAUCCUGGGAGAAAUUCCUAUCAUGGUCAAAUCGGAGGCGUGCAACCUUUCCAAGCUGUCCCCAUCAGAUCUUGUACGACGAGGAGAGGAAGCUGAGGAAAUGGGCGGCUACUUCAUCAUCAAUGGUAUUGAAAGAGUGAUCAGAAUGUUGAUCAUGCCAAGGAGAAAUUUCCCCAAUUGCAUGAAUCGCCCAUCUUGGAAAUCUCGUGGAAAUCAAUAUACAGAAUUUGGGGUCACCAUGAGGUGUGUCAAGGGGGACCAGACGGGGGCAAAUAUAGUGCUACAUUACCUGAACAACGGCACUGCCAACCUUUCCUUCAGUUUCCGCAAGGAGCAGUUCUUUGUACCUAUCAUGCUUAUACUAAAGGCACUUGUAGAUGUGACAGAUCAGUAUAUAUACAGUGAACUUAUCAAAGGAAAAGAAGAAGACUCCUUCUAUAAAGGUUGUAUUGCCAACAUGCUUCGCCAGGCACAGAGCGAGGGUUUAUCUGAGAAGGCUACCAUAUUGAAAUAUAUUGGAGAGCGUUUUCGCAUCAAAUUACAGCUGCCUGACUGGGUGACAGACACUGCUGUGGCCACAUUCCUUCUGGAUCAAUGUGUUUGUAUUCACCUCUCAAACAAUAUGGAAAAAUUUAACAUUCUAGUAUACAUGACAAGAAAGUUGUUUGCUUUUGCCAAAGGAGAGUGUGCCGCUGAGAGUGCAGACAACCCCAUGUUUCAGGAAGUGUUGCUAGGUGGCCAUCUUUUUUUAAUGGUGCUAAAGGAAAAAAUAGAAGGAUGGCUGGGAUCACUGCGGUACUGCAUAGAGCGAAAAGCAAAAGCCAAGGGGCAAGAAUACACUUUGAACCAAGCUUCAUUCAAUGAUGCCUGUAGACAUGCAAGUGAGGUGACCCGCCCUAUGGAGUACCUGCUGGCCACGGGGAACCUGGUCUCUAAGACAGGACUGGGGCUGAUGCAGGCGGCUGGUCUAACAGUUGUUGCGGACAAGCUCAACUUCUUUCGCUAUAUUUCUCAUUUCCGCUGCAUCCACAGAGGUGCGUUCUUUGCUCAGAUGAGAACAACUGCAGUCAGGAAACUGCUACCUGAGGCCUGGGGUUUCUUGUGCCCAGUUCACACACCAGAUGGAGCUCCGUGCGGUCUGAUGAAUCACAUGACUGCCACAUGCCAGGUUGUUACCAAAGUGUUCUCUACUGUUGGACUUCCAAAACUGCUAUGUUCCCUGGGCAUGACCCCCAUUGAUGGCCCCGCCCCUGGCAACAUGGCAGACUGUUACCGAGUGAUGCUAGAUGGCCGUAUCCUUGGCUGGAUACAUGCUAAUGCUGCACAGGAUGUUGCCGUGAAGCUCCGGAUGAUGAAAGUGAAGGGAAUUAACAAGGUCCCUCCUGUCCUAGAAAUCUGCCUGGUUCCCAAGACCCCUCACGCCAGCCAGUACCCUGGCCUCUAUUUAUUCUCCACCCCUGCCAGGAUGGUGCGCCCUGUGAAGAACCUGGCCCUGGACGCUAUAGAGCUGAUAGGAACCUUUGAACAGGUUUACCUCAAUAUUUGUAUUGUUGCGGAGGAGGCACAUGAAGGGUUGACGACCCACCAGGAAUUGUCAGAGUGUAGUUUCCUGAGCGUGAUUGCCAGCCUUACACCAUACUCAGACUGUAACCAGAGUCCCAGGAACAUCUACCAGUGUCAGAUGGGUAAACAGACCAUGGCAACACCAUGCCACGCCCUUCAGCAUCGGUCAGAUAACAAACUAUACCGUCUGCAGACUGUCCAAAGUCCUAUUGUUCGUAAUAAGAUGUAUGACUAUUAUGGGAUGGAUAACUAUCCAAUGGGGACCAAUGCAAUUGUUGCUGUGAUAUCAUAUACAGGUUAUGACAUGGAAGACGCUAUGAUCUUAAACAAGUCUUCCUUUGAGCGAGGCUUUGCCCAUGGAAAUGUCUACAAACAUGAGUUUGUGGAUUUGCGAAAAAUUAGCCGAGAAAAGAGCAGGAUUUCUCUUAUGUUUGGCUGUAAGCCAGGGGAUAAGAGAGUCGAGGGGAAACUGGACCCUGAUGGUCUUCCUCCUGUUGGUAAACUACUCACAGCUGGAGAACCAUACUACUGCUACAUCAAUGUCCAGACGGGAGAGGCCAGGGUGACCCUGUACAAAAGUCAGGAGGCGGCCUACGUGGACCACAUCAAGGUCCUGGGGAACGACACCGGCACUGACGAGAUGCAGAAAAUUUGUAUAUGUCUCAGGAUAGUGAGAAAUCCCAUCAUUGGAGACAAGUUUGCUAGUCGUCAUGGUCAGAAGGGAAUUUGCAGCCAGAAGUGGCCCAAUGAAAACAUGCCGUUCUCUGAGAGUGGGAUGACGCCCGAUAUCCUGUUUAACCCCCACGGAUUUCCCUCUCGUAUGACAAUAGGUAUGAUGAUAGAGAGUAUGGCAGGGAAAUCUGGAGCUCUCCAUGGACUGUGCCACGAUUCCACACCAUUUUGUUUCUCGGAAGAGAAUCCAGCUAUAGAUUACUUUGGAAGAGCUUUAACAGCAGCUGGGUACAACUACUUCGGGACAGAGAGGAUGUACAGCGGCAUAGAUGGCAGGGAGUUCGAGGCAGACAUCUUCUUUGGCAUCGUGUAUUAUCAAAGGCUGCGUCACAUGGUGUCAGACAAGUUCCAGGUGAGAUCGACAGGACCCAUUGACCAGCUGACACAUCAGCCUGUGAAAGGAAGAAAGAAGGGAGGUGGGGUGAGGUUUGGAGAGAUGGAGAGGGAUGCCAUCUUGUCAUUGGGGACUGCCUUCAUUCUACAGGACAGGCUGGUUAACUGCUCAGACAAGACCAUGGCACGAGUGUGCACCAAAUGUGGCAGCCUGCUUUCAGCUCAGAUGGAGAAGCCACCCUCCGCUCUGGCAGCUGCUUCCUUCGAAGCUGCCCGCCACUGGGUGUGCAAAAUAUGUGGUAGAAAAGACUCAGUUGUGGAAAUCUCCAUCCCAUUUGUGUUCAAGUAUUUAGUUGCGGAACUGGCAGCCAUGAACAUUAAGCUGACGUUAGAUGUUAAACCAGUAUGAACUGUGAUGGUAUAUCAAAUUAUAUUCAUGAAAUAAAAAUAUUUGUAUUUUUGGGUGCAUAUGCUUCGAUCAGGCAUGUGGCCAACAAUUUGAAAGAUGGGUUUCUUAUUUGAAGAAGUGUCUUUUUGACCACUUAGUUGAGACAACGUAUGAGAUAUACCAUCAAACCAAAAUGCAAUUUACAUCAGAAUGGAUCUUUUUUGGCCAAAAGGGCAUUUCUCUCCUGACUUGAAAUGAUUGCCCCACUGUUGUAGGGGUGGUUUAGGACAGACAAGGGCCCCGUAUCUUGAAAGCUUCGCUAUGUUGCGACUGUGCGCAAGAGUCUCGAUUCAAUAACUCGCCCAUACUCGUCCCAUAUAAAUCAUUGUAGCCUCUAUUUGAUAUAGCGAUUCGCAAUAUGCGAUGCUUGUUAUGUGUGGAACUGUU